GCGCGUAUCUUCUUUGAAUAUUUUUUGAAUGUUCUUUCAUCCAUCUUCCCCCAGCUGGGAGAAGCAGCCAUCGUUGUGUCUGAUCACCAAUCUCUUUGGCAUAGCCGACCGAGGGCAUACUCACACUAGUACGUUUUUUGCGUAUUUUUGGGCGGAACUGUGGCCAGAUACAUCCAGGUAUGGCGUGAAUGCGGUCAGAUACGUUUGAGAUACUUCUAGUGUGAGUAUGCCCUGACUUCCGCGCGUCGCACUUGUUGCCUUUUGGCAUAUCGCUGAGCUGCUGCGUUUGGCGGGGUCACUGAGGGCAUACUCACGUGAGGACUUUUUCUACCAAGCUCUGGACGUUAUUGCCGUCAGAUCCCGGCCUGGUCGUAAUUGCGGUCAGAUGCAUUUAUGAAAGUACUACCAAGUGUGAGUAUGCCGUGGUGAAUUUGGUCCGGUCUGCGAGCCUCAAUAGGCUACCGGUAGCAGCGACCAGUAGCGGCCGUUAUGUGUCUGUCCGCCAACCAAUGAAGGCUAACUUGUCCAUGUCACUUUGGCCUGGCAUGGCGGUCUAGGGGUGAGUGAAGUUGGUUGGUAUGAUCAGCGGUGAUCGUUAUGGUCAGCCUGUCAAUCAAUCAAGCAGUGGGUCGACCGAUCAAUCGGUAUCAUUGAUGAGUUGAUGAGUGUAGUGGUAAAUCAGUCCGUCUAUCCCGCCAGCAGCAACUAAUCAAUCCGCCGCAGUGCCGCAAGCUUGGGUUGGGGGAUUAGAGCGUCCGUCGCUUGACGUCGGGGUCGGUGACGGCUGCCUUUGCCCGGUUGGAUCGGCGAGCCGUCGUUGUCUGCGAACAAGUGAAACGAACGCGAGAGAGAAAGAGAAUAGGGGGAUUAAUACAUAGGUAGGUUCAUACAUACAGGUAGAUUAAUCGGUAUAGCUACAUAGAUUAUAUAGACAGCUAAUCUCUCUCACACACACACACACACACACACGCAGAGAGAGAGAGAGAGAGAGAGAGAGAGAGAGAGAGAGAGAGAGAGAGAGAGAGAGAGAGCUAAUCACACACAGACACACACACACACACACACACACACACACACACAGAGAGAGAGAGAGAGAGAGAGAGAGAGAGAGAGAGAGAGAGAGAGAGAGANAGAGAGAGAGAGAGAGAGAGAGAGAGAGAGAGAGAGAGAGAGAGAGAGAGAGAGAGAGAGAGAGAGAAGAUGGUGAGCGAACGGGAGCGAGAAGCCAUAGAAUCGGCGGUGGGGAAGAUAUUGGAGGAGGCAGAUAUGGAGAAAGUAACGGAGAGAAUGGUGAGGUCGUUAGCAGAGAAGAGGACGGGAAUUGCACUGUCUACACGAGACCACAAGGAUAUAGUGAGGCGAUGUAUCGAGGAAUUUCUUGAGAAGGUACAAGCGGAGCCUGAGGAAGAGCCUGACGAAGAGGAGGAGAAAAAGCCGGACAGGAAGAGGAAAUCAGGUCGUAAUGAAGAUGGCGAGGAAGUAGACGAAGACGUAGAAGAGGAGGAGAAGGAGAGGAAGAGCAAGAAGUCCAAGAGCCACGAGAAAAAGGGUGCAACAAAGGGAUCGGGAUCGGGAUCGGGGUCGGGCGCAAAGGUAGGCGGCGGUGGAAGAACAACGGGCAGCAACGGCGAGAUCAUCGUCUGUAAGCUGUCGGACAAGAGGAGGGUUACCGUCUCUCUCUUCAAAGGGAAAGUUUAUGUCGGUAUCAGGGAGUACUAUGAGAAGGAAGGGGAAAUGCUCCCCACCCAAAAGGGCAUCAGUCUAUCAGUGGAUCAGUGGAAAAAAUUCAAGGAGGCGGUACCAGAUAUUCAAGACAUAAUUAAGCAGCGGUUGUAAUUGGGGUGGAGUAUAACAUAUAACAUCCAUGAG
Messenger RNA from Chara braunii, 1869 nucleotides. The record is from the annotation of a GenBank genome assembly. Lineage: Eukaryota; Viridiplantae; Streptophyta; Charophyceae; Charales; Characeae.